AUGAUGAAGUUGAAGCCCAAUCAGACCAGGACAUAUGACGGCGAAGGUUUCAAAAGGAGAGCGGCAUGCCUGUGCUUCAAGAACGAACGGGAGGACGAGGUGUUACUGGUAAGCAGCAGUCGACACCCAGACCAGUGGAUCGUCCCAGGAGGUGGCAUGGAGCCUGAGGAGGAGCCGUGUGGAGCGGCAGUACGAGAGGUGUUUGAGGAGGCUGGAGUGAAGGGUAAACUGGAACGUUUGCUGGGAGUAUUUGAGCAGAACCAAGACAGGAAGCAUCGCACAUAUGUGUACGUGUUGACUGUGACUGAGACGCUGGAAGCAUGGGAGGACUCAGUCAACAUUGGCCGAAAGCGGGAGUGGUUUCCUGUGGAGGAGGCCAUUAGAGUUCUGCAGAGUCACAAACCCGUCCACGCCGAGUACCUUCGCAAACUCCGUCUCAACCGCUCCUCCACCAAUAACAGCAACUCCCUGCUCACAUCGCCACCGACCAACGACAACGCACCUCGCUACAACACGCCUCCAGCUUCCAUGCGGAGAUAG
Messenger RNA from Chanos chanos (milkfish), 540 nucleotides. RefSeq names its product nudix (nucleoside diphosphate linked moiety X)-type motif 4b (gene nudt4b). The transcript is spliced from 5 exons. The record is from RefSeq and is a predicted model, not a curated record. The coding region runs from base 1 to 540 and encodes 179 amino acids. Gene Ontology annotation, biological process: adenosine 5'-(hexahydrogen pentaphosphate) catabolic process; diphosphoinositol polyphosphate metabolic process; diadenosine hexaphosphate catabolic process. Gene Ontology annotation, molecular function: bis(5'-adenosyl)-pentaphosphatase activity; bis(5'-adenosyl)-hexaphosphatase activity; endopolyphosphatase activity. NCBI's taxonomy places the organism in Eukaryota, Metazoa, Chordata, Actinopteri, Gonorynchiformes, Chanidae. Gene Ontology annotation, cellular component: nucleus; cytoplasm.